AUGUAUCACGACUGUCACGACGACUAUGAUUAUCACAGUGCGGAAGAAGAACUGUUUUGUCCGAGAAGUGCCGAAGCCUCACGAACAGAUAACGAUGGAUUACGAAGAGGUCGCGAUGAUUCAGUAGAAUCUAUAGUUCUCCAAGACCACUAUGAUAAUCUGCCAAGGCCAGGAAGUCCAACACGUGAUCAGCGUGAUGAUUAUAUUCAGCAACUGCACGAGGCUUUAGACAAACAAGAGCAAGAGAUUAAAGACCUUGACUACAAACUACAAGACUUACGGGGAGAGGUUCGGGAAUACUUCUCAGGCUUGGAACAGAAGCUAUCCUGCUUCGAGGAAAAAGUUGACUUUGUUAUAACCUUGGUUUCCUCGUGGGUCAAUCAUCCGCCCAACAAUCGGGGAUGUCGAGGAUCUUGUUCAAACCACGUACGAACGGAUAACUGCUUGUGCCGUGGUUUGAAGGAACCUCAUCGAUGCUGUGGGCAUAUUGGAGGAGUUUGUGCUUGCUAA
Messenger RNA from Pocillopora meandrina, 510 nucleotides. The record is from the annotation of a GenBank genome assembly. Lineage: Eukaryota; Metazoa; Cnidaria; Anthozoa; Scleractinia; Pocilloporidae.